Molecule: messenger RNA, 2478 nt
Organism: Daphnia pulex (common water flea)
Lineage: Eukaryota; Metazoa; Arthropoda; Branchiopoda; Diplostraca; Daphniidae
Product: coiled-coil domain-containing protein 66-like
Exons: 12
Coding region: 209-2452 (747 amino acids)
Biological process (GO): cilium assembly
Cellular component (GO): microtubule; cilium
Molecular function (GO): microtubule binding
Source: RefSeq, a predicted model, not a curated record
AUCAAAACUAAGAGAGAGAACAGGUAGGGAGUUACCUUGGUGACGGCGUGGGAGUCGUACGUGUUUUAUCGAUUGCCACUCUUUCAACCCUCAUCUGGCGUGGAUUUCCGGCAUACAUGACAGUUCGGUUCGGUCCGUCGUGCUGUAGUUAUUGCACAGCCAUUUCUCUCCCUUGGUGUGACAACUCUCCAUCAGACAUCCACCAGGUAUGGAAAAACCUUCGCUGAUGGAACUCAAGCGUCAACAAUGGGCCCGCGAAAGAGAGGAGGCCAAAAUCGACUGGUGUCCAUGGGGACGUCCGGGUUGCGGCGCACCGUUGAAAUGGAACCGGAGCUCGGCCCGAAGCGAUUCACGCUUGACUCCUGUCGACAAUAAAAAAAACGACAACUACCUGCCUCCACUCAACUGGACGACUGGAUCACAUCAACACGAACAAGUUCAGCAAGCGCCGCCCGCCACCGCACCGCCUCCGCCGCCGCCUCCGCCUCGGCGAUCAAAGCGUCACGCCAUCAGCCACACGGUGACGGACGGUGAAACUUCCGGCUAUCAGAGUGACAAUCACUUCAUCGAUCCAUCGGCUCCUAAUUACCAUCUGCGCCACCGCCGUCAAUUGUCGUCGUCCAGGGGACCCAGCGUCGAGCCCAUGCCGGACACCUCAAAUUCUUCCAACGUCAUCAUCCACCAUCACCACUCGACUAAUCAAGAGCAAAUCAAUUCCAACCGUCACGACGAGGCCAAUGAAAUUUCGGCCAGGGCCGAUUAUAAGUUUCUCGAGCGCAAAAAGUGGGUCCAAGAUGGAACUGUCCCCUACGACCUUUACCCAGAGUGUCUUCCACAGCUUUACGAUAGGUCGACUCCACCUCGAUGGGUGGCCCGUCCGACCAACGCUUUUGUUCAGACCGAGCCUCUUAUGUCAGACCGGACCUUGGGCGACAGUUCCAGUAUCAGCCGUCAUCAGGCUGUCGUCCAGCACUGCGCAACCAAUGCGGCUCCCAGCUUUCUGCGUGGCCAGAAUGUCGUGGUGGAUGUCGCCGAGUUGGCCGAGAGGGAAAGGAAACGGGCCAAAGCCAAUGAACUGCAGCGGGUGCUCCUUCAGCAGUUGGCAGAGAAGGAGAACCAAAAGCUCCUGGAGAAAAAGAGACAACAGGAAGAAGAGGAGAGACAGGAGCUGGAGCUGCAAAGGCAUUUGGAAGCCGAGCGACGUCAAAUUGAAGAAGAGCGACGACGGGUCCAAGAGAAAAAGGAGGCAGAAGAACGACGAUUAGAAGCAGUUAAGGAGGCGAUUGCCGGAGCCCAGCAGAAUGCCUUGGCUGAGAAACUGGCACGCAGGAGGAACCUGCAGAACCGGACGGCGGUAGUCCAACCGGCGUCGGACAACGACCCGGUGGCGGCAUCAGUUUCUGUCCGGAGUGAAGACAGAUCGACGCCGGCGCACCAGCACCAGCUGCAGCCAACACAAAGGGAACCGACGGAAUUGCGACACGCAAUCAUUUCCACACCGCGACCCCAACAACUAGAUAAAGGCACGUUAACUCGCUCAUCAGUCGACGCCCAAGUUCAAACGGACCAGCAGCAACUUCAAGUCGCUUGUCGCUGUGAAACCAACAACCCCCGGUCCCGUCAGUCUAGACACAAAAUAGCGGCAACAACCGAAGAAGAGCGUCCAGGAACGCAAAUGUCGAUGAUCGCCGUGAAAAGUCAAACGUCGACCAGCACGACCAAUCGCCCGCAAUGGAACGCCCACAAGACCAAUGCGAAAUAUCAAAGCCAGACGGAAAAGGAUCCCCGAUUUCUCCAGCGUCGUCGUGAACGUCUCCGGCGUCGCCAGAAACUUUUGCUGGAGAAGCAACUCCACGGCUCGUGGCCAUCCAGCGAGAAUUCCGGGAGCCAGGAAGAAAUGGGAGAUACAAUAUUCUUCCCGUUUUUACCCGGCAGCGGAACCGGCGUACCGCACGAAAGGUAUUACGAGGCCCUCCAGGCCGCCGCCGUCAGCCGCUACUAUAAGAAAGCCCCGGCUGUCAACCAUCACCAGCACAACAAAUUGAUGGCUGGACGAGCAACCAGCCAAUCGGACAACACAGUCGAGCUCAUCAUUCCGCAACCGGCUCAACUCGUCUCCCAACCACCCGUCGCCCCCACCGUUCGAUCCCAGUCCAGGCAAUUGUCGUCGCCACCUGUUCCGGCUGUCCUCAAAAAAAUCCAAAUGUCAAACGGCGAACCUGCCGCCGCGUCCACCUCUUCCGGCGGUGAAAAACACGAAUGGGAGAAUUACGAUUCUCCCAGCGACCAGCCCGUCAAAAUCGACAAAGAUUUCGAAAAUUUACAAAUCAAAGAGCAAAGGCGAUGCACUGAACAAGACAAACAAGAUCUACUCUAUCGCUUAUCCGUUCUCAAGCAGAGUUUAGAACAGAGGAAAACAGCCUUGGAUAAAGUGUCUUUGACUUCUCAAUAAUGAGCACUUGCUCAAAAAACCAUUUC